AUGUGGGUUCAACAUGCUUCCACGGAGAUCAAUCAGCGCAGCAGAUAUCCCAUGGUGAUCUGUGUCUGUUCAGUGAUCGUCUUGGCCACGAUCACUGUCGUUGCUCUCAGAGCCUACGAUCGGGCACACAGAUCAAGACAUUUUCGUAUAGACGAUUGGACUACUUUCACUUCUGCGACGCGUCUUGGGCUAGGAUUACCGCUCGAGCUGCGUCCGACCGAAGAUCUUCACGAAUUCACUCUGGUCAUUACAUCGUCUAUACCAACCUUGAACGCCAUGUUCUCUGGUCUCUGGAAAUCGGGCGCUUCUGCUACUAAAAAAUGCCACAGUACAGAUAGAUACUGUGAGCUCCCGGGUACUGGCAGCGGGCAUGAUGACGCGGUAAAACUCGUUGGUAUCACACGCAAGACGGAUCUCGUGAUGAGAAGUGAGGUGAUGGAAGGUGGCUUCCAAGAAAGCAGCACCAGACAUGAUUGGUAA
Messenger RNA from Aureobasidium vineae, 480 nucleotides. NCBI's taxonomy places the organism in Eukaryota, Fungi, Ascomycota, Dothideomycetes, Dothideales, Saccotheciaceae. The record is from the annotation of a GenBank genome assembly.